UGUGUGUGUGUGUGUGUGUGAAGUAUUUUCACUGGAAAGGAUUCAAAACUUAAAAAAAAAAAAAAAAACCUGGAGCACACAGGCAGCAUUACGCCAUUCUUCCUUCUUGGAAAAAUCCCUCAGCCUUAUACAAGCCUCCUUCAAGCCCUCAGUCAGUUGUGCAGGAGAAAGGGGGCGGUCGGCUUUCUCCUUUCAAGAACGAGUUAUUUUCAGCUGCUGACUGGAGACGGUGCACGUCUGGAUACGAGAGCAUUUCCACUAUGGGAUUGGAUACAAACACACACCCGGCAGACUUAAAGAGUCUCAGACUGAGGAGAAAGCCUUUCCUUCUGCUGCUACUGCUGCUGCCGCUGCUUUUGAGGGUCCACUCCUUUCAUGGUUUUUCCUGCCAAACCAGAGGCACCUUCGCUCCUGCCGCCGUUCUCUUUGGUGUCAUUCAGCGGCUGGCCAGAGGAUGAGACUCCCCAAACUCCUCACUUUCUUGCUUUGGCACCUGGCUUGGCUGGACCUGGAAUUCAUCUGCACUGUGUUGGGUGCCCCUGACUUGGGCCAGAGACCCCAGGGGGCCAGGCCAGGAUUGGCCAAAGCAGAAGCCAAGGAGAGGCCCCCUCUGGCCCGGAGCAUCUUUAGGCCAGGGGGUCACAGCUAUGGUGGGGGGGCCACCAAUGCCAGGGCAAAGGGGGGCACCGGGCAGACAGCAGGCCUGACACAGCCCAAGAAGGAUGAACCCAAAAAGCUGCCCCCCAGAUCGGGUGGCCCUGAACCCAAGCCAGGACACCCUUCCCAGACAAGGCAGGCUGCAACGCGGACUGUGACCCCAAAAGGACAGCUUCCUGGGGGUAAGUCACCCCCAAAGGCAGGAUCUGUCCCCAGCCCCUUCCUGCUGAAGAAGGCCAGGGAGACUGGGCCCCCUCAAGAGCCCAAGGAGCCGUUCCGCCCGCCCCCCAUCACACCCCACGAGUACAUGCUCUCGCUGUACAGGACGCUGUCCGAUGCUGACAGAAAGGGAGGCAACAGCAGCGUGAAGUUGGAGGCUGGCCUGGCCAACACCAUCACCAGCUUUAUUGACAAAGGGCAAGAUGACCGAAGUCCUGUGGUCAGAAAGCAGAGGUACGUGUUUGACAUUAGUGCCCUGGAGAAGGAUGGGCUGCUAGGGGCCGAGCUGCGGAUCUUGCGGAAGAAGCCCUCAGACGCGGCCAAGCCAGUGGCCCCCGGCAUCAGGCGGGCUGCCCAGCUGAAGCUGUCCAGCUGCCCCAGCGGCCGGCAGCCGGCAGCCUUGCUGGAUGUGCGCUCCGUGCCAGGCCUGGACGGAUCUGGCUGGGAGGUGUUCGACAUCUGGAAGCUCUUCCGAAACUUUAAGAACUCAGCCCAGCUGUGCCUGGAGCUGGAGGCCUGGGAACGGGGCCGGGCCAUGGACCUCCGUGGCCUGGGCUUCGACCGGGCUGCCAGGCAGGUCCACGAGAAGGCCCUGUUCCUGGUGUUUGGCCGCACCAAGAAACGGGACCUGUUCUUUAAUGAGAUUAAGGCCCGCUCCGGCCAGGAUGAUAAGACUGUGUAUGAGUACCUGUUCAGCCAGCGGCGAAAAAGGCGGGCCCCACUGGCCACGGGCCAGGGCAAACGGCCCAGCAAGAGCCCCAAGGCCCGCUGCAGUCGGAAGGCACUGCAUGUCAACUUCAAGGACAUGGGCUGGGAUGACUGGAUCAUCGCGCCCCUUGAGUAUGAGGCCUUCCACUGUGAAGGGCUAUGUGAGUUCCCCUUGCGCUCCCAUCUGGAGCCCACGAACCAUGCAGUCAUCCAGACCCUGAUGAACUCCAUGGACCCUGAGUCCACGCCACCGACCUGCUGUGUGCCCACACGACUGAGUCCCAUCAGCAUCCUCUUCAUUGACUCUGCCAACAACGUGGUCUAUAAGCAGUAUGAGGACAUGGUUGUGGAGUCUUGUGGCUGCAGGUAGCAGCACUAGCCUUCU
Messenger RNA from Neofelis nebulosa (Clouded leopard), 1969 nucleotides. It is a transcript of the gene GDF5, whose product is annotated as growth differentiation factor 5. The coding region runs from base 455 to 1954 and encodes 499 amino acids. Gene Ontology annotation, cellular component: extracellular region. The transcript is spliced from 2 exons. Gene Ontology annotation, molecular function: cytokine activity; growth factor activity. The record is from RefSeq and is a predicted model, not a curated record. Gene Ontology annotation, biological process: SMAD protein signal transduction; BMP signaling pathway. Lineage: Eukaryota; Metazoa; Chordata; Mammalia; Carnivora; Felidae.